AUGCCCAAACCUCGCCGCAACCUCCAAGCCACCGCCGAGGAAACAAUGACUCCUCCCUCUUCUCUCACACCAACUCAAUCCCUCGCUCGUGUCCUACAAGCUGCAGGCAACAAUCUCUACCGCGUUGAACUUCCCCCUUCCUCUACUCUGGCCUCCGACGCUUCCAAGACUCUUCUCGUCGAACUUCCCGCACGCUUCAGAUCGACAAUUUGGAUCAAGAGAGGAGGCUUUGUGCUUGUUGAUACAGCAGCAGCAGGAGAAAGAGAGAACAAACUGGAUGGAGAGAUUGUCAAUGUAGUGAGGAACGAGAAGGAGUGGCGAAAGGAAAAAUACUGGCCCAAGGAAUUUGUGCAGAGGAUUUCUUAUGCAGACGACGACGAUUCGGAUGAGGAAGAGUCGAAUGUGGGCAGGAUGCCUCCCUCGGAUUCGGAGGAUGAGUGA
This is a messenger RNA of Aureobasidium namibiae CBS 147.97, 441 nucleotides long. RefSeq names its product putative eukaryotic translation initiation factor eIF1a-like protein. The transcript has a single exon. The coding region runs from base 1 to 441 and encodes 146 amino acids. Gene Ontology annotation, molecular function: translation initiation factor activity; RNA binding. NCBI's taxonomy places the organism in Eukaryota, Fungi, Ascomycota, Dothideomycetes, Dothideales, Saccotheciaceae. Gene Ontology annotation, biological process: translational initiation. The record is from RefSeq and is a predicted model, not a curated record. Gene Ontology annotation, cellular component: nucleus.